Messenger RNA from Phytophthora nicotianae INRA-310, 1702 nucleotides. RefSeq lists its product as hypothetical. Lineage: Eukaryota; Oomycota; Peronosporomycetes; Peronosporales; Peronosporaceae. Bases 111 to 1421 code for a protein of 436 amino acids. The transcript has a single exon. The record is from RefSeq and is a predicted model, not a curated record. Gene Ontology annotation, biological process: regulation of transcription by RNA polymerase II. Gene Ontology annotation, molecular function: DNA-binding transcription factor activity, RNA polymerase II-specific; RNA polymerase II cis-regulatory region sequence-specific DNA binding. Gene Ontology annotation, cellular component: PcG protein complex; transcription regulator complex.
GGGCGAGAGGGUGAAGAGAAGGUAAAAAGUCAUAGUGAGCCCAAGUCAGACCGAGCCAACUUGCACCCGCUUCAAUUCUCUAUCGCUGUUUUCACUUCGCAACUUCCGCCAUGCUGGUCAUGCACGACGACAUCUCGGCUUCAAGCUCUGCGGGCGCGGCGCUACCGGCGCUGAUGAAGCGUGACGACGCCCGGUCGCUUGUCUGGCAACAAGAAACGUCCAGCUACUCGCCGGAGCCAUCUUUGCCUCCUCCACCGCCCCCUGCCAUUUCGGAGAGUAGCUCGCCUCCACCCAAGAAGAAAAACGGCAACAAGCAGAUUUUCAUCUGCACUGAAGUUCACUGUGGCAAGCAGUUCCCACGGUCUUUCGCGCUCCGACGCCACAUGCGCAUCCACACGGGCACCAAGCCCUAUGUGUGCGACUACGAGGGCUGCACGCAGCGCUUCAACACGUCGGGCAACUUAAGUCGCCACAAGCGUAUCCACAGUGGAGAGCGGCCGUACCCAUGUAUCUUCGAGAGCUGCGGAAAGCGCUUCAACACAAGCACGAAACUCAAGAGACACAUGCGCAUCCAUUUCCCUGAAGGGCAAAAUCUGUUCCGGUGUAUCGGGCAAAAUUGCAACUGGAGCUGUGACAAUUACAAAGAAUUUGCGCAACACCAAAAAUUGCAUCACAAUAUCAUUGUGGGUGCACAACAAGAGCACACCUACGCUCGGCAACAUCAUGGUCUGCAAGAGCGCGACCAUCACUCUGCCGUCGCCGCGGUCGAGGGAUCCGAGAAGGACAAUGACUACUUCUCCACAGCGGACACCACUCGCGAAUACGCCACCGACAGCCUUCCGUACAACGCCCACCACGUCUCCACCGCCCCGACUGGCAGCUUUCUGUACGCGAGCAGCUACGAUAAGCCCAAGAGCAGCGUCUUGGCUCCUCCCAAUCGUACUAAACUCAUGGGUCCUCCUUUCUUCGGCUCGGAUCUCGGUGGCAGUCUCCCGACUAUGUUGCCCAAAGAUCAGAGCAAAAAGGCUCCGGAUCUGGAUCAUCUGUACGGGUCGGACCAACGCCGACUCAAGUCGGGCAAUGCCUUCCCCUCGGUGCAGUACUCGAGCACUGGAGGCUCGUUCUCUAUCAGCUCUGAUAGUGCGUUCACCCGUCCUAGUUUCACUACCAACAGCAGCCACUUCGCUCCACUUCGACCCGAAGAGGAGCGAAGUAGUGGCAGCUAUGAGAAUCAACCGCAAAACCACCAACAUCAAAUGUUGCCACCCCCAGGCAACCACGUUCUUCGGCCGCCUCCACAAAGCCACGAAGAUAGCAAAUACGGCGGAUUUGCAGUGCCGCCGCCUAUGAACCCAGCAGCACCUGAGUUCACGGGCGAAGAGCUCAAUGUCGUGCUGCAGCUCAUGAACGAGAACUACUGAAAAGUCAGUCGAGGCGUUAAGUGAGGAACGACUUGCAGUGUGGAAGUGAAGUCGCUGUAGUUAAUGUGAAUUGUUUUCUAGUAUUUUGACGAUGAGAAAAUUGUAGAAAAGAUUGAAAAAUGUGAUCGCGAUUUGUGCCAUUUCGAACUUUGUCGUUUGAAAAUGAUGAAGCGAAGUUUCCGUAAGGAAAUGAAAAAAAAAAAUGGCGAAAGAAAAGUUUAGUUGAAAAAUAUGGUUGUUCACUCGGACCAUGGUACAUAUAUUCAUCGUACGUGCUGCAC